Messenger RNA from Hemicordylus capensis (graceful crag lizard), 11948 nucleotides. Its product is annotated as transcription factor JunD-like. Lineage: Eukaryota; Metazoa; Chordata; Lepidosauria; Squamata; Cordylidae. The record is from RefSeq and is a predicted model, not a curated record. Gene Ontology annotation, cellular component: transcription regulator complex. The coding region runs from base 664 to 1920 and encodes 418 amino acids. The transcript has a single exon. Gene Ontology annotation, molecular function: RNA polymerase II cis-regulatory region sequence-specific DNA binding; DNA-binding transcription factor activity, RNA polymerase II-specific; transcription factor binding. Gene Ontology annotation, biological process: regulation of transcription by RNA polymerase II; regulation of cell population proliferation; regulation of cell cycle.
ACAUUCUUCGAGGUUUUCCUCUCGGUUGGUAACACAACAACAAGCACGUGCUUUGCCACUUGUCUCCAGGCUUCUUUGAAACUGCGUGAAUUAACGGCCAGGGGAACGGCGACCGAGCUCAGAGUGGGGACACGUGACAAGAGAGAGAGAUUUGCGGGGGAGCGCGGGAAGUACGCCUCCCUAGAUAAAUCGCCGCACCCCCUGCGGGAAACCGGAGCGCCUCCUCUCCUUUUGCUUUGUUUGUGUCCCUCUUGCAAUCUAGCGGGGCGGAGGGGGGGGGGACCAGCGGGAUCGAGUCCCAGCGCCGCUCCCUCCGCCAGCUUCUGUGCGCUGGAGCCUAGAGGGCAGUGUGGCCGCGGCGGCGGCGGCUGCAGCCAGGAAGGGCGGAGCGGCAAUUUGACAUCAGUUCCUCUCACUGCAAGGGAAAAGAGUUUUCUUCCCGUAAAUGCCACAAGUCGAGCGCGCCAAGCCCGGGGCGGCUGCCCUGGGGCCGGAGAUGGGGAGCCGGCGCUACCGGUGCAAGCCUUGCAGCAGGUGAAGCGGUGGACGCGGGCGAGGUUGCGCUUCUCCCCCGCCCCCCCCCCCCGCCUGCCAGCCAGCCAGCCAGCCCCAGUUAGUGGCAGCGGCGACAGCAACUCUCGACCGGCUGCUGUCCCGCCCAGCAUGAGCGGUGGCGGGCGCCCGGGCGCCCGAGUGGCUGUGAAGAUGGAGGUGGCCCCUUUCUACAGCGAGGAAGGGCUGGAGCUGCUCCCGGACUUCGUGCAGCUGCCGGGCUUCGGCGGCGGGCCCGGCGUAGCGGGACCCACGGGACUGGAGCCAGCCGAGGAGAGCGGCGCGGACCCACAGCAUAAGCUGCUCCUCGGCGGGAAGAAGCAACCGCGAGAUUUGGUCGGGGCGGCCUCCCCCAGCGCCGCCUUGCCGCCGGCGGGGCCCUUCUCCUCGCUGCGCUCCCGCGCUGGGGCCAACAGCACCGUGCACCGCCUCAUUCAGGAGGCGCCCGGCGGCGUUGGCGGCCCAGAGGUGGGCCCGGGCGGGUUGCAGCCCUUGCUCAAGCUGCCGGCGGCCGCCGACCUAGAGCAGCUGCUCAUCCAAGCGGGCAGCCCGGGCCUCGCUGGGCCAGCCAGCCCCACCGGCGGCGGGCCCUCGGUGGCUGCAGCCACUGGCGGGCCCUUCCUGUACCGACCCCCGCAGCCCUCCGCCCAGCAGCUGGCAGUGACGCAGGAGCAGGAGGGCUUCGCCGAUGGCUUUGUGAAGGCUCUGGCCGACUUGCACAAGCAGAACCAGCUGCUGGGGGUGCCGCCGGCGCCCCUUUCUCCCACCCAGCACCCGGGGGGCCCGUGCUGUCCUCCGUCCAGGCAGGAGUCCCCCGCCGUCUACACCACCUUGGGCGGCUUUAGCCCGGCCAGCCCGUCGGCUGGCGGCACUUUCUUCUCUCCCCAAGCCGUGGCUCGCCUCCCAGCGCCCGGCUCGACGGGCAGGGCUCUGGAGGAGCCGCAGACGGUGCCGGAGGCGCCGGUGGUGGUCGUGCCGCCGCCACCUCCUGCGCCUUCGUCCGGUGAGUCGCCGCCGCCGCCUUCCUCUUUGUCCCCGCUGGAUGCUGAGAGCCAGGAGCGCCUCAAAGCCGAGCGCAAGAGGCUGCGCAACCGCAUCGCAGCCUCCAAGUGCCGCCGGCGCAAGCUGGAGCGCAUCGCCCGCCUGGAGGAGAAAGUCAAGGCGCUCAAAGGCCAGAACGCCGAGCUGGCCGCCACUGCCAGCCUGCUGCGUGCCCAGGUCACCCAGCUGCAAGGCCGCGUCCGGAGCCACCUUUCCAGCGGGUGUCAUAUCAACGCCGCGGCAGCAGCUCCUGCCCAAACCUCGGCGGCAUCUAGCCAGCCCUCAGGCAGGGAGGGACCACCGGAGCCGGAGGCCAGCGCCUGCUGAAGCCACUCGAUCUUGGGCAGAGACAGACAGGUGCGCACAACUUCGCCUUGCACGGAGUGGAGAGGAUGGCUGGUUGAUAUAAGCCCUGGAGGCGGCUGUGAUAGCGGCCCUUUUAGUUCCAUGCGCUAUGGCGCCUAAACGUGCCAUUCGUUCAUCUGAAAAGCUUGGGAAAGGAUCGUAGAAGAGAUUUCUCUCCUGUGUGUGCGCACACACGUACACACAAACCUGCGUCCUCUUACCACCAGCUCCUAAUCGGAAGCCAGGAGAAAGAGAUCCGGCAACCAGAAACAAAUCUGGUCUCAUGGCCGGGAGAGAGAAGAGUUGUAGGGUACUUUCGAAAGGGAGCAAUAAUCUCUGCUCCUCAAGGGACAGAAUGCAACAAGAACUUUGAACAGUGAAGCAGUCUUUUCUAGAGAGGAAUUUUUAAAAAGUAUUCAUCAGUCAGCAUUGACAGAAAAUCUUGAUUUCAAGCAUCUCCGGAAAUUAAUUGGUUUGCUGCCAAUUAAUUGAAAUUGGUUUGCGUUACCCAGGUGAUGAAAGUGACAAUGAAGUGAUUAAUAACCAGAUCGUGGUGAUGUUUUUCAGGAGCACUGAGCAAAUGCAAAAACUUCCAGGGGAAAUUGGGGGGGGGGGCGUUAUGCUGCACCAGUUGAUGCUAUUCUGGGCAUUUCCAGCUAUCUUAAGAAGCCCCAGGCUGCAUUCUGUAGCUGAUAAUCUUUAACAACAACAAAAAACCCAUCUUGAAAAUGUGAUCACUUUUCUUGUUCUAGCUCCCUUCCCCUUGCAACAUACACAUUAAGAAGAGGUUUGCAGAUCGGACACAAACACAUUUUCAACCUUUUUCAUCUGUUGCUGGAAGUCCAAAGAUCUCUUCUGAGAUUCCACUGGAGCUUACAAUGUAGACAGAAGUUGUCUUUGCUGAAGACUUUGUUUAGAUAUUCUUGGUUUUUUCUAAUUCCUAGUGGGAGGUGAUUAAACUCAACCUGCAUAAUUUUUCUGCAAAGGUUACCAGGGAUUGUUGAACUCCAGUAUUUUUGACUGCAGGCUUAUUUAUUGCUUUCUAAUUAAGGAUGUAGGUUCUCUGAGAUAUUAAGUGUCUGGUACAGUACAUUUGUAUUAAGCAAAUUGCAAGGUGUUUUCAAGUAGAUCAUUAGUAUUUUUAGAGAUAACAAUCCUACUGUUUGCCAGUGGAUGUUUUUGUGAAAUGUUUCUCAAGAAUUUGAGAGGGCUGUAGCUAAUACAGGGCUAAAUCAGCCUUGUUUACAGAGAGAUGUUUAUUUUCCUGCUGUAGAUGUUUAUAGAGUUUCAUAGCUUGACAAAGCCAAAAUCCUAGAUGUUUAGGAAAAGACUAUAUAUACCAUAUAAGAUGUGGCAGAGUGUAUUUCUUAGUACAAUGGGAAGUCUAAAUGAUUCGUUGCUAUGAGGAAAUAGUUGUCUGUUUCUGACAUAUGUGAUAACUUGCCCAUUGUGAGUGAGUACUCUAGUGCUAAAAUGCAACAACAGAAGAUAGUGUGCCACAAAAAACUGAUAUUUAUUUUUAAAAUUGAGUAUUAAGAAACUACUUCUUUUCCUAGAUUUUUGAGCUCCACAUUAUUUCUUGUGCCAGCACAAAUUUGGGGCAUCAGUAGGCUUAUUUAUUGAAACUGUAUAGAAUUUCAGCUUUUUAUUUUUAUAGCAGAUGCAUAGUGACAAAAGAAAUUGUUUUAUCUUUCAUUGUGCACAUUCCAGCUGUGAUUGCUCUGUACUGGGGGAGGAGGGUAUAGCUAUUUUAGUGCUAUACAGAAAAGGGCUCAGAUUGAAUUUUGUGUUUUUGUUGUUGUUGUUUUAAAAGAUGGUUCAUCCAUUGUACUUCCGUGAAUAACUCCUAGAAACAUGGAUAAUGUUUUUUCUCCAAAACUAUGUGUAAACUAUUCUCUUCAUUUUUCAUUCUAGGAUAUUUUCUAGUUCUCAGGGUGGGAGCAGAAAAGAGCAGCUUUCAGUAUUGUUUUAAAUGACCUGCUGGGUUGGAAAAGUCUGCUGGAUUUUAUUUUAUGGGAUCAGAAAAUCAACUUUUGCCUCCAGUUGACUUUGAGAGUUCUGGUUGCUUUCUAGACAAAUAUGUCAAAAGGACAUGGAUGCUCUUUUUACUCCCCCCCCCCUUUUAGAGCAUAGUUUGGAUGUUUAUCCUAAUGCAGUUUUAUUAUGUCCUGUGAUUUGGGAUAACUUUUCAGUUUAAAUUCUAAAGGUCCAUGCACAAUAAUACAUGCCCAGAAAAGUGUUAGUUUAUAAGUUGUUAUGUAGUAUGUGGAAAGAGCCUAUGGCAGAAUUAAUAUGAAUUCUUCAAAAAGAGGCACUGGGGCAAACCUGCUUCAUAACUAAAUUUGAAACAUACAGUUGGAUGAUAUCCUGUUUCCACGUUUGCGAGAGCUUCAGCUUAUUUCCCAAUAGAUUUGAGAAUUAGGAUCUUUUUCAGUUUGAAUCAUCUCAUUGCAAACAUGAAAUAAUUCAGCUUUUCCUUUGAGGAAAGAGAAGUAAAACUUCAGGAAAGAUUCCUUUGACUGUAUCGUCCCAUACUAAUGCCAGCAUUUAAUCAGUAUCAUCUUCCAGCUAUUCUGUAUUAGGGACAUAGGAAGCUGCCAUAUACUGAGUCAGACCACAGGGCCAUCUAGCUCAGUAUUGUCUACACAGACUGGCAGCAGCUUCUCCAAGAUUGUAGCACUUAGCAAUAGCAAUAGCACUUACAUUUAUAUACCGCUCUAUAGCCGGAGCUCUCUAAGCGGUUUACAAUGAUUUAGCAUAUUGCCCCCAACAUUCUGGGUACUCAUUUUACCGACCUCGGAAGGAUGGAAGGCUGAGUCAACCUUGAGCCCCUGGUCAGGAUCGAACCUGUAACCUUCGGGUUACAGGGCGGCAGUUUUACCACUGCACCACCAGGGGCUCAAGGUUGUAGACAGGAAUAUCUCUCAGUCCUAUCUUGGAGAUGCCAGGGAACCUUCUGCUCUUCCCUGAGCGGCUCCAUCCCCUAAGGGGAAUAUGUUACAGUGCUCACAUAUCAAGUCUCCCAUUCAUAUGCAACCAGGGCAGACCCUGCUUAGCUAAGGGGACAAGUCAUGCUUGCUACCACAAGACCAGCUCUUUUGCUCUUGCUGUUUUUGUGUCCGUCCCCCCCCCCCCCCCCCGAUUUGGAAAUGUGAGAUUUCCUCUUGGUUUGUCAGUCUUCUUUCUCCCAUUUGUCAAACCAUCUUUCUCCCAUUUCAUUAACUUGCAUGAGAAAAGAAGUGAUAUUUUUUAACAACUCAAAAUCCAUCAAUUUUCCCCUGAAGAAACUGUGUAUCUGGGAUAUCAGUACUGCCAGUUUUCCCUUGCUUGCUGCCUUUUUUGGGGUGUUUGUCAAAUCUUGCUCACCCUUUUUGCUGCCAUUUUCAUAAUUUUCCAAUAUAAAUGUGUGGCGGAUUAAAAAUACAGUCAAUAAUGCAAGUGUAGCAAUAGUUGAGACCUUCCAGCAGUGCUUCAAAAGCUUGAUACCUGAGAGGUGCAAAGUAAAUAAGAUGAUACCUUUUGUAUAACUCAUUAUGUGGAACUAGAGCAGCGACUACGUUUUAAGCAGUGCUGAAAAUGCCUAAUGUGUCAACCCCUUUCUAGUGCAUUCUUGUUCUGGAAUUGUAUGUCUCAGAAAAGAAACUCACAUUUGGAGAAAUCGCUGUUCUUCUUCCUUAUCAAACAUAUAUUGGAGUCUCACCAAUGCAGUCUGUUUCUUAGUUUCCCUACCUUAGUAAGGCUACAGAAUAAUUUGAGCUGUCUUGGAGAUCACGACACAGAAAUCUCAUUUUCUUGAUAAUUGUGCUAGCUGCGAUUGGCAAGACUACAUGCUGCAUUGUUUUUCCAAAAAGCAUAUUUCAAAGUACUUUUUGAAAUAUCUGCAGAGUCCCAAAAAGUUUGCCCUUCUUAUAGUCUGUUUUACUAAUGUUGCCAAUAAUCCUGCAUCUCCCACCUCUUUACUCCAGGCGCCUUCUGAAAGUGUUCAUUACAAAAUUCCUCAAAACAUAACUCAUCCUUUGUUGCAUAUUUAAUAUGGAUCUUCUUUCUGUAUUUUUACAAAAGUACCAACAUCCUAGCCAUGUCUUUUCCAGUCUGUUUUAAAUAAUGUGGCAUGUUGGGUUUAUGCAUCUGGCACAUUUAAUCUCUGACUGACCAACAAGGCUCUUAUUUCCCAGGUUAAUGAGUAUUCAGACUCAUUCAGUGUCCUUAAGACUGUUCCUCCCCGAGUCCCCUUCUAUUUGUCUUAUCUACAAUGAUAAAGUUAGUAUUGGAUUAAAUCAUUCCUUUCAGAGAUGCUUUCCCCAUCUAUAUCCCCCUUUCCUAGUCUGCUUUGAUGGUUUUUCUUGUGCAUGUGGAUGACUUCUCAUCAUUUUAUCAAUCUCAUUUUGGCUUGUUUUCUUAUCGUUUGACUUUUGUACUUAGAUAAUUUUAAGAAAAUUCCCAAAAUAAAGUUCCAGGCUGAAUAGUACUCACCUGAAUUAGCACUCCAUUAGGUAAACAUUCCACAGUUUCUGGUGGUUCACAUUACUUCCAUUGCUAAAUCGAGGUGGAGUCCUCUGCCAGUGAAAAGGGAUGUCUCUGACCUUGAGUAAAGAAAGGGGUCCAUUGGCAGCUGGUUCUCCUGCUCACUUUACAGCCAGUAUGACCACUCAGGUAGUAAUUCACAUGGUUGUGUUGUGGGAAGUACUGACUAAUUGGUUGCUAACUUAGUGAGUGAUGAUGUGUCACAACUCCUACUCAGUGCCUCUUUUAACACACCAAAGUGGUAGUUUUGGCUCUCCAUAGAACGUUUCUAUCAUUUGGGUGGGUGCUUGAGUUCAGUUGUGGGCUUAAUCUUAAAAUGCUUCUUAUGACAGGUUUUUGUAGGGCUAGACGCAGUGGAUCAUGGCUGAUUUCAUAGCAAGUUUCUUCUUCAGUUACAAGAAAAGAACUGUUGGAUUAAACACAUGCUACUAACUGAAGGGUGGUGACUGUGCUUCCCUCAUUGAACCAGUGCUGAACUGUUGCUAUGAGUGGUAAUUAUAUGGUGUCUUCAUUUGCAAGUACAUAGGAAGCUGCCAUAUACUGGGUCAGACCAUAGGUCCAUCCAGCUCAGUAUUUUCUUCACAGACUGGCAGCGGCUUCUCCAAGGUUGCAGGCAGGAAUUUCUUUCAGCCCUAUCUUGGGAACUUGGAACCUAGAUGCUCUUCUCAGAGCGGCUCCAUCCCCUAAGGGGAAUAUUUUACAGUGCUCACACAUAAAGUCUCCAUAUGCAGCCAGGGCGGACCCUGCUGAGCUAAGAGGACAGGUCAUGCUUGCUACCGCAAGAUCAGCUCUCCUCUAAGUACUUAAAGCAGAUCAGUAAAGAGCCAUCACCAUGUUGCUGAGUGACAUUUUAAGUCCAGAUCAGCCAAAGCUAGGCAUUUCUAAGUUCCAUUGAUUUCAAUUAGAGAUAUUUUAACUAUGAGCUUAAUUCUGCCACUGUAUAUAUAAAAGGGAGAUAAAAGUGCUUAAAUUUUGCUGAAAGAUCCCCCUUUACAACCAGAACUACAUAAUAACAUUUCUCUGGAAAUGAAUGGUAUAAAGCGCAUGGGGAUAUAAGUAAGGUUUUAUUGCAAUUUCUUGCUUUCUGCUGCAACUUUGAAUUGCAAAGUUGCAUAUAUUCAUAUACAUUAUGUUACUGUUGACUAAGACUGUUACUGAAUGUUGAGCCAACCCUGUAAGGAAUGGCAUAGCUCAAUAGCUACUACCUUCAUGAUUUCUGUACAAGUUGACUUCAGUUGUUGGCGAUGCUGUUUAGCAAUGAUACCCUGAACAGACACCAUUCUCCUUGAUGCAGAGACAAUUAAUUUGAUAAAUAUAACUUCAUUCACUAUUACUGUGAAUGUUUCCAGUCUAGCAUUCAGGUGUAAUCUUAUGGAGUGUGUGCAUUUUUAAAAGUUACAGUAAGGAGAGUUUGGCUGUAGGCAUAAGACUUCAUAUUUCUGUGCUCAUAUAAUCCUUGAAAUGCUGACUAAGUUGUAGUCUUCUGUAAUAAGGCAUUUGAAAGAUCAGGCUGCAAAAUGAAGUCCUGAUUAUCACACAGGUAGCCUGAUGGAAGGUUUUGGGGUGGGAGUGGCGGGCAAGCCAUGCCAUGCCCGAUAAUAUGGCUCCAGAAUCGUAUUAUGUUUAACUUCUCAAAGUUUUUUAAACAGAAGGUAAAGACUUUCUAUAAUCACUGGAUGACUGAUGAUGUUUGCUCUGUUGACACACUAUAACUACCACUCUUAUUUGCCAGUAUACAGUAUCUGCUCUUGUCUUGUAAAAAUAGACCUGGUCCAGACACCAGUAAGAGGUUGGGCGUCUACUGGGUCCAAAUCCCAGCUUAUCUGUAAUAAAACCCUUGGCCUCCCCUACUCACAGGGCUCUUGUGCAAAUAAAUUAAGCAAGCCCCAUGUACAGCUUCCUGAGUACUUUUGCAAGAAGGGCAAGACACAAAUGUGAGAGAGAACUAUGUGACACAGCCAUGCGUGCAUCACUUCCUCUAGCAAAAUCAGAAUUAAAGCACAAUGUGCUUCAGAUCUUGGAUCGCACUGAGAUGGCAAGGUCAGUGUUUGGGAGUUCCGCCAAACAGCCUUGCCUCCAAGAAGACUGCUGAGGGAAGGGUUCAUAAUGUUAGUUCUUUUUCCAGCGAUGCAGAAAGUCUGCUAUCCUUGGAAAAUGCCAUUUUCUGCACUGAUGACUUGAGUAUUGUGGUUCAUGUCUGUUACUGCUAAUCAAAUGGUAGGUCAUUGCAAAUACAUUCUUUGGACUGUAGCCAUUGAAAACAUAUUUUGAGUUAUUCAUAGCAGUUGAGAGGCAGCUUGGAUUCUAUCACAGAGUUAUGCAUUAUUAAACCAUGACUCUUAAUUGAUGCGCAAGCUUAAUUUUAGUUUCUGUCAAGAACGAUAUGUAAGAGUUGCUAUAGAUACUGCAAGACUGAAGUAUUGCUUGCUUAACAUCACUUAAACCUUUACAUGCCACUACCACAAUCUUAUCUGCCAACAAUGUUGCCUUAACAUCACAGCUUGUGACCUGUCACAGUAGCUGGUAAUGUCUCAUCUUAAGAACUUCUGGGUUGCCUCAUCAAGCUUCAGGAUUAGCCAAUUAGGGAGCCAGUUUAUAACUCAAUAGAAUCAAGUAGUAGAGGUUUUUGCAAACUGAACCACUUCGUACUGGAGGUGAAGGGUUGCAUAUAUUUGAAUGCACCUGCAAAACUAGCAUGUUGGGGGAAAGUAUUCAGCAUAAUCUUCCUGAGAUUAGGCUUUUUUUACCCUUGUUAGCUAGAAGUGGUGAAACAUUUCUACUUGAUAGUUAAAUGUAUAACGUGGCUGUUCUACACUUGGCCAUCAGAAGUAGUACUGCCACCUCUGAUAUUUGGUUGAACAAAAAAAAACCCCCUGUUAAUUGCAUCCCCAAAUCUGAACAAACCUUUUUUAUCUAUUGCAUCUGACCUUUAUCCAAGGUGCUGUACAUAUGCUGUGGGAUAUGUGGAGGCUAGAACACACAUUAAAAAACAAAAACAAACCCUGUGGGGUAGGUUAAGCUGAGACACUAAAACUGGCCCAAGGUUGCCCAGUAAGCUUUCUGACUGAGAAGGGAUUGGAACCCAAGUCCAAGAUGUCAAAGUUCCUAUUACGUAGAAGGCUUUGAAUAUGUGUGUGUGCUGAAAAGUAUUUCGUCUCCCAUCCUCUUAGCAUGGAACUUCCCUCUUCUCCGCCUUUGUCAGUGCUGACCUUCUUGGUAACUUACUAAGGCUGUUCUCAGGAGCAGCCUAAUUCAGGCUAGGGCAGCCCAGUUUGGGUUAAGCUGCUUGUGUAUAGUGCCAGGAUCCAUGCUGAUCCCGGCACUGCCUGCCCACCUAAUCCCACUUUUAAGCCCGGCCUUUAGCCAAGGUUAAGGGCAUGAGCGUGCCCUUCACCCUGGCCCUAGGAUUGUGUGUGUGCUCGGUCUGCAUGCAGCCAGAGUGCACACAGAGACAGGCACCUAAAGCGCCUGUUUCGUGAAUGUAUCCCCCAAUGCACCCCUUGGUUCAUGCAGUGCAUUGUGGGAUAUGUGGAGGCCAGGACACAUCCUCUCAGCUUAGAGGAAUUGCCGGGGUGGUGGUGGUAAAUUUAGUGCUGCUUGCCCCUCACCUCCCAACCUCCUGGUCAUGUGAAUACCCUUAUUGUCUUUUAGCAAAGGAAACUUUUUUGUUAAACUGAGUGUUCUAUACCUCCAUCUUGUAUUGUGGCUAAAUAUUCUGUUUCAUAGCUUCAAAGGUACAAAGCAGAACUUCACACCAGGCCAGGAAAGAGACCUGAAACUUCCUGAAGAAGAAAUACUAUACCUACACUCAUAUGAAACCACAGUUGAGGAGUCUCAGUAUUGGGAGACUUCUAUGUCUGUAUGCCUCUUACUGGGUGUUGAUACAAGUGGACUCAUUGAUUGGUAGCUGUAGAGAAGAAGCCGUUCAGAGGAUGAGGCCACCAUUUGAAAAAUGGUUAAAGUUCUUAAGUGUUUAGUUCAGCAUAUGUAUAUGCACGAAUAGUAUCUUUUAUACCAGAGACAUGCUCUUUGUGGGCUGGGCUGGAUUUUUCAGCAGGCAUGGUGAUCAAGACAAGUGUACACCUGAGAGGGAAAGAGCUUUCCUAUGCAAAGGUAAACUAGUGCACCAGGAUUCAGGAGCAAGGUAGUGGUUCCUUGUUCAGUUUUUAUGAUUAUGCAUUUUUCAAUUUCUAUUUGUUGUUAGUCCUAUUGAUAGUUUUCAAAAAAUAGGACUUUUCAUGAGCAUUGACUUGUUUUAUGUAUCAGAUUCAGCCUGCUGGAGACAGAAACUCACUCAAGAUUGGUUCACACGUCUGUCCCUGAUGGCUACAGGUAACUAGGGUGGGGUGUUCCUAUAUAAUUAAUUAUUAGUUAUUGCACAGUAAUAAUGUCCUUGUAAGAACAAAUGCAAACUGUUACUUUGUGUUCAGGCAGAAAUGCUAAGGUUAGAGCUCUUUGGAAAUUUGCAGCUUAACAAAAACAGUUCAGACUAAUAUUAAGGUAUAAUUGGGUCCUAAGAACACUAGUGUAUUAAAGUUCCUUUGACUUCACUGGAAAUAAGUGUGCUUGGGAUCAUAUACUUAGGUUAGCAGUAAAGUUCUAGUUCAUUCUGACUUUGGGGUUUGGGGGUUGCUUUUUUUUUUUUUUGGCAAGGAAUGUGUUUGAAAAUUUGGACCAGAGAUGGAGUAUGAUACAUAGUAAAACACAGGACUUAAUAAAAAUGCAUCUGGGGCAUGUCCAUUGGGUUUUUAAACAUCACUGUUCGAAAUGCAUAGAACUAGAAGAUGUUAAAUAAUUAUUAUGGAGAAAGGUUUUUGUCUGUUCUUAAGCUAUUACUUCUACUUGACUAAAUGUAAAAACAGCUUGAUUUUGUGCUGUUUGUGUGUGUGACUGAGGAGGUAAAAUAUUAUACCUCCGAACUGACUAAGUGAUUAAAUCCAUGUGUUCAAGAAUACUCCCAACUAUUACUGCCAAUGGCAGUGUUUGGUUUUUGUUUUAUAAAUUGAGGUUUGAUUACUCUUUUUUUUGUUAGGAUCUUGGGAUGGUAAUUUAAUUCCUGCUGCCAUUGCAGACAGUGGGGCUUUUUCCAAUGACUUAACACGGGAACAGGAUUAGAUUUUCAGAGCUUUAUGUUGAGCACUUAAGUCUAAAAGGCGACUUGCCUUGUGUGUAUUUGACAUGGCGCCCCUGUAUGUAGUGGCUAACAUGGACAUUCUCUGGUUUUAUCACUUUGUAAGUUGGACCUUUAAUGGAGACUGAAGUAAACUUUCUUAAAUGGGAGGUAUAGGUAUUCUGGAAUGUAGAACAUUUGUUCUCGUGCUGAAAUUGUUUACAUGAAAAAAGAUUACAUGAAUUACUUCGUAAUCUGCGAUGUGCAAUUUUGUACAUGUUGUGUUAAAACUAAGUUUAUAAGAUACUGUAUGUAUAAAUACUUGACUGAGUAUUUGAUAUAAAUAUCAGAACAUUAAAAUGGCUUUAUAUUCAUA